GCAGGUGUAUGUGCAGUUGUUUCUUAGGAUACAAACCUAACAUAAUCUCCUUUCUCUAAGCCACUUGGACAUCUGAACUAAGGAUUAAAACUCCUCUCUACUACUGCAGCAUUUAUUGGCCCUGCAGUUUCUGAAGCUACAUUGGACCGCAACAUAUUUCACAGCACACCUUCCUAUUACAAAAUCUUGCGCUCCCUUCUUGCCACAACUCCACUGGCACUUAGUGGUUGUUUCCUGAAUACAAGUCAACUUACCAGAAGAAAACCAAAGCAAUUACAAAGAGGAAAAUUGGAUUGUAAAACCGGAACUUAGCCACACCCCCUUUUUGUGACAUCACUCUCUGUUCAUUCAGCUUCAGUGCAGCCUACUCUGAUUCAGUGUGUCAGCAGCCUGUCAGCAAGGAAUAGGAUUGUUUCCAUCUCUACACUAUCUGAUACAAGAGUCACCUAAAGUUGAGAUGGACUCGCUACAGGAUAAUGGGUUCAUAACAACGUCCAUGUUGAAAGAGGAAGAAAAGCUAGAAAAGGCUGCUGAGGUUGAAGAGCGGAAGAUGAUGGAAAAGGCUCGUAUGUCCUGGGAAAGGGAUUCCAAUGAGAUGCGCAUUAAAAGACUUCAGCACUUGCUUGAGAAAAGUAAUAUUUAUUCCAAAUUCUUGUUGACUAAAAUGGAGCAGCAGCAACUAGAGGAAAUAAAAAGGAAAGAGAAGCUAGAAAAAAAGAAGCUGAAACAGGUGUCAGACUCGGUGAAGAAUGCAAGUCAGACUUCUGCAGAUAACCCUGGCGUUAAAAAGAAAAGACAGAGAGAGGAAAACUACAGCAUUUCUGAUGUGAUGUCCAAAGAGGAAAUUUUGUCUGCAUCAAAGAAAAGCAAGCAGGAACCACAGGAUGAAAACUCCACUAGCAAGCUCACCACAGAGGAUAUCGAGAGGAAUGGCGAUUCUAACAGUGUCAUUAAAGACCGGCUAUCGCAGACCGUGAGGCACAAUGCCAAACACUUGCUUGAUCCAUUGAGGAAAGUAAAUGGUCAGCCAGUACCCUAUCAGCAGCCAAAAUAUUUCACAGGAGGUAUAAUGCGGUGGUACCAGGUGGAAGGAAUGGAGUGGCUUAGGAUGCUGUGGGAGAACGGGAUAAACGGGAUACUGGCUGAUGAGAUGGGUCUGGGAAAGACUGUGCAGUGUAUUGCAACUAUAUCUAUGAUGGUUGAAAGAGGCGUUCCAGGACCAUUCUUUGUUUGUGGCCCAUUAUCAACACUUCCCAACUGGUUAUCGGAAUUUAAAAGGUUUUCUCCUGAGAUCCCUGUUCUGCUUUACCAUGGAAAUCCACAGGAGAGACGUCAGUUGGCACGGAAAAUUAAUAAACGACAAGGAUCUUUAGAAAUCUUCCCAGUUGUAAUAACUUCUUUUGAAAUAGCUAUGAGAGAUCGUCAGGCUCUGCAGCAUAACUCCUGGAAGUACAUGAUUCUGGAUGAAGGCCAUAGGAUUAAAAACAUGAACUGUCGCUUGAUCCAAGAACUAAAGCAGUUCAGAUCAGACAACAAGCUUCUGCUCACUGGGACACCUCUGCAGAAUAAUUUAGCUGAACUUUGGUCUCUGCUUAACUUCCUGUUACCAGAUGUGUUUGAUGAUCUAAGGAGCUUUGAAUCGUGGUUUGAUAUAACUGGCAUCUCCCAGAACGCUGAAGAUAUUGUAGCCAAAGAACGUGAGCAGAACAUACUGCACAUGUUGCACCAGAUUUUGACACCUUUUUUGCUGAGGAGACUGAAAUGUGAUGUGACGUUGGAGGUUCCUCCCAAACGUGAAGUUGUAGUAUAUGCACCUUUGACAGAGAAGCAAGAGCGUUUCUACACUGCCAUAGUGAACAGGACAAUUGAGAAAAUGCUUGGUCAGGACAAGUCUCAAGAAAUAAUUGCAAAACCAACUGUUGGAAGAGCAAAGAGGAGAAGCCGAAAAGUGGUUAAUUAUUGUGAACUAGAUGAAGACACCCCAAGUGACCUUGAAAAAUUAGUCAUUCAAAUAAUGAAACAGGAAGAACAAGAAAGCCCACCAUCUGAAGAAUGUCUACCAGCAGACUCUGAAGUUAAUCUGAAAAUGAGGAAUGUAAUGAUGUUGCUUAGAAAGUGUUGUAACCAUCCAUAUUUGAUUGAAUAUCCUCUGGAUCCAGUAACGCAGGAAUUUAAGGUCGAUCAAGAAUUGGUGAAUAGUUCUGGCAAAUUUUUGCUCUUGGAUCGUUUGUUACCAGAAAUGAAAAAGAGAGGCCACAAGGUGCUGGUUUUUUCCCAGAUGACGAUGAUGUUAGACAUAUUAAUGGACUAUUGCUAUUUCAGACGAUUUAGCUUUUGUCGUCUGGAUGGAUCCAUGUCCUAUGCUGACAGAGAGGAAAAUAUGCAGAGAUUUAAUACGGACCCAGAAGUUUUCAUCUUCUUAGUCAGCACACGAGCUGGAGGUUUAGGGAUCAAUUUGACUGCGGCAGACACAGUUAUCAUUUAUGACAGUGACUGGAAUCCUCAGUCUGAUCUGCAAGCUCAGGACAGAUGUCACAGGAUUGGUCAGACUAAGCCAGUUGUGGUUUAUCGUCUGGUAACUGCUAACACUAUUGAUCAGAAAAUAGUAGAAAGAGCUUCAGCCAAAAGAAAGCUUGAGAAAUUGGUGAUUCACAGAAAUAAGUUUAAGGGUGGCCAAAAUGGUAUAAGUCAGUCAAAGAGUUGCUUGGACCCUAAAGAACUCUUGGAGUUGCUGAAGUCUCGAGAUCAUGAACGAGAAGUUAAAGGCUCUACUGGAAAGGUGAUCAGUGAUAAAGAUCUGGAGGAGUUACUAGACAGAAGUGACCUUAUAGCACAAAUGAAAACCCAGUUAUCAACUCACAAAGAAAAGCCUGAAGUGUUCAAAGUUGUUGAAGAGACAGAAGAUAUAGGCGCCUAACCCAGUGCCCCUGCACAGAGCUGGGGUUAAUGACGUAGUAACUUGUAGCGUUUUCUAUAGAUAAGUGUGACCAGGGUGAAGCUGUACAGAUUACUCUUCCUUUGCCCAUAGUAUCAUGGAGCUGCUGCCUGUUCUAGUGAUUAAAAGCGUCCCUGGUUUCACACUUAUAAUUCUGCACUUUCUGCUGCUUAAAGUCAAGAUUACUGACCAGAGCAAUCUUCCCAUGGAAGGAUUUGCAAGAUUUUUUUUAUGUUUGUAUAAAUAAAGAACAGUUAAGAUUUGUUUGGCUUUGCUCAUUACCGAACUUGAAAAGAAGAAAAACUUAAAGUAGGAUUCUUUUAAUUGUUUCUGUGUUUUAAUAAAAUGUUUCUCUACAUUU
Molecule: messenger RNA, 3296 nt
Organism: Bombina bombina (fire-bellied toad)
Lineage: Eukaryota; Metazoa; Chordata; Amphibia; Anura; Bombinatoridae
Gene: HELLS
Product: helicase, lymphoid specific
Exons: 22
Coding region: 458-2917 (819 amino acids)
Biological process (GO): DNA methylation-dependent constitutive heterochromatin formation; lymphocyte proliferation; pericentric heterochromatin formation
Cellular component (GO): nucleus; pericentric heterochromatin
Molecular function (GO): chromatin binding; ATP-dependent chromatin remodeler activity; ATP binding
Source: RefSeq, a predicted model, not a curated record